Molecule: messenger RNA, 216 nt
Organism: Chaetomium globosum CBS 148.51
Lineage: Eukaryota; Fungi; Ascomycota; Sordariomycetes; Sordariales; Chaetomiaceae
Exons: 2
Coding region: 1-216 (71 amino acids)
Source: RefSeq, a predicted model, not a curated record
AUGGCGCGCCGGCCCGGCGACUCGGCCAAGUGGAUGUCGCUGACGCAGAUCCGGUUCAUGAUCCAGGCAUAUGAGCGGCUGCGGGACCAAAUCUCGGAGGGGAACCAAUGUGAUCCGUCGCAGGCCACGGCGUUGCAGGACAUGUUUGACAUGUGGCUGCGGGCGCUGGCUGGAUGGAAGGGGCUGUGGUUUUGCCAGCCACGAACUAUUGAGUAG